Molecule: messenger RNA, 1212 nt
Organism: Cyphellophora europaea CBS 101466
Lineage: Eukaryota; Fungi; Ascomycota; Eurotiomycetes; Chaetothyriales; Cyphellophoraceae
Exons: 1
Coding region: 1-1212 (403 amino acids)
Molecular function (GO): protein binding
Source: RefSeq, a predicted model, not a curated record
AUGCAAGAAGCACGUCGUCUCGACGAUGAAAAACACCAAGAGUUGCGGGAGGAGAAUCUAGUUCACCUCAUUAGCGAAGGGGCGAGUAAUGCUGGUGAUGGAUCAUCAGUGGCAUCGUCAAUCCAAUUAGAGGAGACUGACCUGGCGUCUGUCACGACCUCCGAGGCCGACAAGUCCAAGUCUGAAUACAGCAUCGUCUACCCAGUCCCCGCUCCUCCAAAACGGCACAAAAAGGCGUCGAGGCGGCUCGAUGGGGCUGUUUCCGAUGAUGAGCCACUGGUCGACAAGACGGCAGCCCUCACGCUCAAGUCCAAGAAGCUUGCGCGUCGUCAGAAGAAACAAGCGAAGAAGCGUGUCGAAACCUCUAUCCACACCAUGCUUGACCUGCCGCACGAGGUCCUCACUCAUAUUCUCAGCUACCUCAAACCUACCGACAUGUUUACGCUGCUGCGGGUGUCGCGCUCGGUGAAUGAAGUCAUCCAGGACAACGAAUCCAACAUUGCCGCUGCCAUAAUUAGCCAUCGUUAUCGCUUCUUGUCACAGUGCUUUCCACCCCCUGUGCCCCUGGCUUCGGUGCCGGCCCAGGCUCACUCGGCCCUCCUCUCGGAGAGGUGGCAGCAUUUGGUCCGCAUUCAUCGCUUCUCGUAUCAACAAAUUACGCAAGUAGCUGAUCCUGCACUGGUGUGUUCAUGCACCGCUUGCGUCCUUGCCUGGAACAACCUCAACACGAUCCUCGAUCUUGCGCACUGGCAGUACAAUCUUGCCCAUCGAGAGCCGCUGCCCAUAAUCCCACGAGGUCAGAAGCCCGAUUGGAAUACCAAGCUCCUCUCCAACCACGCAGAAAUCGUCACCCGGGCCAUGUAUCACCCGCUGACGUACCUCGCUAUCCUUCAAAUACAUCUCGACACCACAACCUCAACCAUCCUGCGCUCCUCUCGCUGGCGCAGGAAGGGCGAGAACCCGAAUAUCGUCAAGCCCCGCCUCUACGGUCUGACCGAUACCGAAGCAGAGAGCGGCACAGACACAUAUCUAGCAAGGAAAGGACGAGAGAAUUUCAACCCCAUCUAUAUGCGCGACCAAUACUACACCACCGAAGUCUGGAUGCCAAACCGGAAGUGGGACCGCGAGGAGGAGCGAUGGCGGUACUAUGCAAAGCCGCAGCACGAGAACGACGUAAAAUGGAUUCAAGAGCGCUUUACACCUACCGAGUAG